GGGUGGGCGAAUUCCCUGCUGCCACGCAAAGGAGCAAGGUGAGGGCCAGCCUGGAACUGAGGAGGACGUACGGCUGGAUGCCGGGAGGAGUGGAGCUCUGAUCAUCUCUCGCUGGAGGCCCCGGUCCUGUCCACCUGCCUUCAGAGGCCCUCCUGUGUGGAAGCUGUGAGGCCACGGUCAGGCCCCCAUGAGGCUGCCGGCUUUCCUGAGUCUGCUGGCCCUGGUGCUGCAGGAAGGGGACCCUCACACGGCUCUGCCUCUGGAUGACUAUGGCCUGAGCCCAGACGACUACGGCGAGGUCCUUGACCUGGGCAACUAUGAGGAGCCCACAGACUACGGGGAGCAGCCCCUCGAGGUUAAGGCGACCAGCCCGGCUCCUCCUCCAACCAGGGGCAGCCCCAUCCAGAGUGCUAAGGCUCUGAGGACACCCUCAUCAAGCCCCACCGUGCCAGGCCCACCAACCAAUCACAGCCUGCCCACCUGCCUGGUGUGUGUGUGCCUGGGGUCCUCCGUGUACUGUGACGACGCCGACCUGGAAAGCAUCCCUCCUCUGCCGAAGACAACCACCUACCUGUAUGCCCGCUUCAACCGCAUCCGCCGCGUGCGGGCCGGGGACUUCCAAGGACUGGCAAAACUGAAGAGGAUUGACCUCUCCAGCAACGUCAUCUCCUACAUCGAGAGCGACGCCCUCCGCGCGCUGCCCGCCCUGCAGGACCUGCUCCUCCCGGAGAACCAGCUGGCAGCCCUGCCCGCGCUGCCCAGCAGCGUCCAGUUGCUGGACGCCCGCCUGAAUCGGCUCCAGAGCUCCGGGAUCCAGCCGGGGGCCUUCAGGGCGCUGGAGAAGCUGCAGUUCCUCUACCUAGCAGACAACCUGCUGGAUUCCGUGCCCGGGCCUCUGCCCCUGAGCCUGCGCUCUCUGCACCUGCAGAACAACGCCAUAGGGACCCUGCGGGGAGACGAGUUCUGCGACGCGGAGGAGCACAGGCACACGCGGCGGCCGCUCGAGGACGUCCGCCUGGACGGCAACCCCGUCAACCUCAGCCUCUUCCCCGACGCCUACUUCUGCCUGCCGCGGCUGCCCACCGGCCGCAUGGUCUAGCCCCGAGCCUUUGUAACCCGCCCGGCACAGCCCUGGAGAGAAAGAGGAGCUCCUAAAACUGGCCCUGGCGCCCCGCGGGGGCCUUCUGUAACCUCUGCUCUUCCGGGACAAGGCUGCCUGUGAGAUUCCGGCUACAGAUCAUCCCGGAGACGACCCCCUGCAGUGCUGACUGAUCCCCCUGGCUCCCUGACUCGCUGGCCAUCGGGGUUCCAACCUUCCUACACGCUCCUGCCUGUUCAACCACCAGAGGGCAGCCUUGUGCAAAGAGAAAUAAAUAAAUAUAGCAAUUACUCA
Oryctolagus cuniculus (rabbit) is the source of this 1393-nucleotide messenger RNA. NCBI's taxonomy places the organism in Eukaryota, Metazoa, Chordata, Mammalia, Lagomorpha, Leporidae. The record is from RefSeq and is a predicted model, not a curated record.